AUAACUUCACGGAUAGGGGACUCAUCACUUGUCUUAUGAUUUCUAAUAUUUAUUUUUGUUUACGUGCGUGCGUGUGGAGGUCAGAGGACAACUUGCAGGAGUCGGUUCUUUGCUUCUACCAUGUGGUUUUUGGUCAUCGGAUUCCCGUCAGUAGGCUUGGCUACCAGCACCUUUAUCCACUGGACUGACUCCCAGAAGUACCUGCUACACACUGGGUUCUCACGUUCAGACAGAAAAACCCUCCCUUCCUGGAGCAGGCAUGAAUGAACCAGAUGAAGAACUAGAGGUCCAGAGAGGCUGACUGUGCGCACCGAGGUGACCCAGCCUGGAGACUGAGCUGACUUGUAACUGAGGGACAAGCGCAGGCCUUGCGGCCAUGAAGCUGAACGAGCGCAGCCUGGCCUUCUACGCAACCUGCGAUGCUCCAGUGGACAAUGCUGGCUUCCUCCACAAGCGUGGUGGACGCGGGGCAGGCUCGCACCGGCGCUGGUUCGUGCUUCGUGGCAACAUGCUCUUCUACUUCGAGGCAGAGGCCAGCCGCGAGCCGCUGGGGGUCAUCCUGCUGGAGGGGUGCACGGUGGAGCUGGUGGAUGUCCGGGAGGAGUUUGCCUUCGCCUUGCACUUUGCCGGCGGUCGCUCUCGGCCCUACGUGCUGGCAGCUGAUAGCCAGGCGGCCCUGGAGGGCUGGGUGAAGGCGCUGUCACGAGCCAGCUUCCACUACCUGCGCUUGGUGGUGCGUGAGUUGGAGCAGCAGCUGGCAGCCAUGCGGGAGGGAAGCCCUGCCAAUGCCUUGCCGGCCAGCCCAAGCCCAGUCUCGAACCCGCGACCCAAGGAGAAUGGCCGGGCAGUAUGGAGUGCGCUGCCUGAGCAACCCACUGCAGCCCCCCAGCGCCCACCGCUACCGCCCCGUCGCAGGGCCUCUGCUUCCAAUGGGCCCUUGGUAUCAUUCGCCCAGCUACAUGAGCAGUAUGGACUGGAGGUGCGGGCCCUCAGGAGCCAGUGGCGUGGAGGCCACACUGGCCUAGCUGGCCUGGAGGUCUCCUGGCAUCCUUCUCAGUCUGGUGGGACUCAUACCCAGGACCAGCCUUAAGGGGCCUACUGGCUGUGAGGGAAGCCUGAGUAAAGCCAGGCUUCCAGGGGACAAAGGACAUGUGACCCAGAAGACCUGACCUCUGGGCUCAGUGGCAGUUACUGCCAAGAAGAACCUGGGACCUGAACAUUCUACAAGAACUCAAGGAAUUGGUUGCUAGAGAGCCCUGCCCCAGGACAGCCCUGGAGUAGGCCACAGGCCCAUGGGGCCCAAGGUCCACCUAGUACUGGUCCUCACGAGGGUCAGGAAGCCUGGGCCCAGAGGCUGCUGCCUGGGCUGCUCAUUUGGGUCUGAAGCAGCAGGUAGAAGGUGGAGUUAAACUGGAUAAAUCCCCAAGGUCCUGGCCUGGAACCAGCUAAGGCAGGACUUUGCCCGGCCUUGGCAGGCAGGGCCUCUUAGAGCUAAGUAACCUCCAGUCCUGGGCUGUGGCCUAGCUUCCUCCCAGGUUCACCACUGCCUGAUUCCAGACAACCAGUGGGCCUCCCUGCUGGGUCCCUUCUCAGUGCUGGCUCUCUUCCAGAGUGUUGGGCGGGACAACCUGCCCCACCUGGGUCUUGUUUACAGUCCUCCUCAGUGCCCUGCCCUGGGGACUGGAGGACACUCACUCCAGUCUCUGCGGCAGAUGGACAGAUUUCACCCUGGCCCCACUCGUCUGUCCCUGGAGGCCCUGGGUUGGGGUUCUGUAGGUGAUUCUGCCACCAGAGCCUCUUGGCUGCCUGCUGGUUCAGGCGCCAGGGCUUGGCUGUGAGUUUCACUUUGAAGUUUAUAAGGUAUUGCAUUUGUCUUUCUUCCAGCAGGGAAGUUUAGUAUCUGCACCCCCCCCCUCCCAUUACUGUUGACUGGAGGGAAGGGGUGGCAUUGUCCCCAGGGAGUCCAACCCUACCAGGAGACACACUGACACCUAGCUGUCACUGAGCUCUGCUGUCUGCACAGGUGCCUCUGGGGACUUGGUCCCUAUCUUUGUAACUCUCCCACUGGGUGGGGCUCAGGUCUCCCUGGUGUGACCCAGCUGGCGGGCUAAGGCAUAGACUCUAGUCUGGGAUGGGUUUACAAACUCUAAAGGUACAGCGCAGGAAGUAGGGAGUGGAGAGAUGCCCUUUUUUCCCAAAGCACAAAGAUGGUCCAGCUGACUCUAGGGCUAAAAGAUGUCUGCCAUGGACAGGAAACGAGGGCCAAAAUAAAAGCUGAUCAAGCAGCCGGGCGGUGGUGGCGCACGCCUUUAAUCCCAGCACUCGGGAGGCAGAGGCAGGCGGAUCUCUGUGAGUUCGAGACCAGCCUGGUCUACAAGAGCUAGUUCCAGGACAGGCUCCAAAA
Molecule: messenger RNA, 2404 nt
Organism: Microtus oregoni (creeping vole)
Lineage: Eukaryota; Metazoa; Chordata; Mammalia; Rodentia; Cricetidae
Gene: Pheta1
Product: PH domain containing endocytic trafficking adaptor 1
Exons: 4
Coding region: 377-1090 (237 amino acids)
Biological process (GO): receptor recycling; endosome organization; retrograde transport, endosome to Golgi
Cellular component (GO): recycling endosome; trans-Golgi network; early endosome
Source: RefSeq, a predicted model, not a curated record